AAACAAAAAAACUUUUUUUCUUAGAGAGAGAAAAGAAGAGAGAAAUCUUUUUCCUUUUUUUCUCUUUUUUUCCCUUCACCUCAACCCUCUUUCUCAGGGAUGGUCGAAGAGAGUUCCUCUUCUGAGAUCAUCCUGAAUACAGCCGUCAACAAAAAAUAUUCCAAAAAAAAAAUUCUUUUUUUUGGAUUUUAAUUCUACAUUUCAUAAAAAAAUCCCACAUUUUCCAUUUGCUUAAAUUUUUUGAUUUUUUUUCCAAGAAUUUGGCCUCUGUUUGCUUUUUCUGCUAAAAAUUGAAUCUUGGAAAUUUUGAGGACUUGGGGUUUCUGCAAUGAUGGAGAAAACAGAGUAUAGAGUUGUGCAGAUAAGUAAAUGUGUUAUCGUGUGUCCGAGUGAUUUUCGUUGCUCGGAGGAGAGUCAUUUCAUACCGAGAAAACUGGCGAUUUUGUGUGAGAAUUUGUUCAGAAUCCUGGCUGUUGACAAGAAAUGAGGAGUAGAUGGAACAUUUAUGGAAUCAAGUUGUUGUUUCUUACUAUUUUGAUUCUUCUUUUGGAGGUUCAUGAAUGUUGCACUCUUAAUUCUGAAGGAUUGUCGUUGUUCGAAUUCAAAUUGAAUGUGUAUUCUGAUCCAAAUGGAGUUCUUGAAAACUGGAAUGCUGAUCACUGUGACCCAUGCAUGUGGUCUGGUGUUGAGUGCCUGGAUGGGAAAGUGCAAAUCCUAAAUCUCCAUGGAUGUUCUUUGGAAGGAACCCUGACAUCAGAGCUUGGAAAUCUUACUCACUUGAGAUCACUCGUGCUCUCAGGGAACCAUUUUUUCGGUGCUAUUCCUAAAGAAUUUGGAAGACUCGGAAUGCUGGAAGUGCUUGACUUGCGGGAUAAUAAUUUGGGUGGAACAAUUCCAGCAGAAAUAGGAGACCUGCAAUCACUAAGAAUAUUGUUGAUUCAUAACAAUAACUUUGAGGAGAGUGUUCCCUUGGAAAUCGGGAAGCUUCAUUUAGUCACAGAAUUACAAUUCGACGAAAAUCUCACUUCUGCUUUUGCUGCCAGAACUCGCUGUAUAAGAAAAUUUCGGCAUUGCAUCUGGCAUGGCAGCAUGAAACCAUUCAAGAUGAUAAACUCCUUUGUCGAACCAAUAAAAUGGGCAAUUUUGCGUUACCUCAGUUUCUUCCAACUGCCAUCUCCUGGAACGGGCUUUAUGGAUGACCGAAAAGACUGCUCUGACAACCUUCCAACAGGGUCAUCCAGACCUCACUUCAUUCACACUAUACAGCACCAAGAGGAGAUUGCACGCCGUAAGUUGGCUGAACAAUCCAGUAACCUUGCUGCUGCUCCUGCCAAUAUCAAAGGACCGUUGGGUCCUGUCAUUCAAAUGCCAAGUAGCAGAAGCAGUGGGUCGUUUCGUGCGGUGCCAAAUUCCAAUGGAACAGAUCCUACAAACUUACCAUCACCACCUCCACAGUAUGAGUCUCAGGACAAAUUACAACCUGUGGGACAGUCUGCAAGUGCUGUAAAACAGCCGCCAGCUGUUAAAAAGCCAACUAAUAGCCAAGGUCCCCCCGCUGGAAAAUCGGAAAGUACUUGGAAGUACGUAGUUGGGAUUUGCAUUGGAGUAGUUUUGCUCAUUCUUGCUGCUUCUGUGUUCUUAAUCUGCCGAAUCAGAGCAGCUAGAACAAUUGGCCCUUGGAAGACUGGAUUGAGUGGACAGCUGCAAAAAGCAUUUGUUACAGGGGUUCCAAAACUGAACAGAUCCGAGCUUGAAACAGCAUGCGAGGAUUUUAGCAACAUUAUUACCAGCGGCGAUUCAUAUAUAGUAUACAAGGGAACACUGUCAAGCGGAGUGGAGAUUGCCGUUAUCUCAACUACUAUAAGUUCUCUGCAAGAUUGGUCCAUGCACUCGGAAACAGCCUUCCGGAAGAAGAUCGAUACAUUUUCACGAGUGAACCACAAGAAUUUUGUUAAUCUUAUUGGAUAUUGCGAGGAGGAUGAACCUUUCACUCGGAUGAUGGUCUUUGAGUAUGCUCCUAAUGGAUCUCUUUACGAGCAUCUUCAUGUUGAAGAAGCUGAUCAUCUGGACUGGCCUGCGAGGAUGAGAACCGUUAUGGGUACAGUGUAUUGUCUUCAAUACAUGCAUGAAUUGAACCCCCCAGUGCCACAUUGCAACUUGAAUUCAAAGUCCAUAUUUUUGACCGAUGAUUAUGCUGCUAAGAUUACAGAGAUUGAUUUCUGGUCAGAACUAACAGGCAAGUCGAAGUCCUCUAGCGAUGAUUUAGAGAAUUCUGUGCUGCCGCCGCUUGCUGAUCCCGAAACUAAUGUCUAUAGCCUUGGGAUUCUUUUAAUAGAAAUAAUUUCUGGCAAAUCCCCUUAUUCAGAAGAAAAAGAGUCUCUUCUAAACUGGGCGGCACAAUAUUUUCGUCACGACAAGCAGAAUAUCGCCUCACUGGUGGAUCCAUUAUUGAAGUCUUUCAAGAAUAAUGAGCUUAUGGUUAUUUGUGAAGUAAUUGAACAAUGUCUUCAAGAAGAUCCAAGGAAGAGACCAACUAUUAAAGAAUCCAUUGAUAAAUUAAGGGAAGCAAUUGAUGUAUCACCACAUGCUGCAGUUCCAAGGCUUUCUCCUCUGUGGUGGGCUGAACUUGAGUUAUUAUCCAGCGAGGCAGCGUGAUCCGGCUUAAUUUGUCCGUCUACUUUGUAAGUUUGAGUACGUACGUGUUGUUUUACUACGUAUGAAUACGGAAAUACACCGUUUCUCUUAAACCCCCUCGGGGUAGUUGUAUCUAACUAUCCUCUACAUAUCUUUAUGAUCUAAAUUGGUUUAUUCUUUUAUCAUUUGUAUUGAGAAGAACCGUGACGAUUCAUAUAGUUGAUCUCAGCUUGUUUGGAAUUCAGGCGUAAUUGACGCGUACAUUGGUUUAUUCUUUUAUUGUUUGAGUAACAUUAACAGUGAGGAUUCAUAUAGCCAAACCUUCUUGUU
This is a messenger RNA of Solanum dulcamara, 2964 nucleotides long. Its product is annotated as protein MALE DISCOVERER 2-like. Gene Ontology annotation, biological process: protein phosphorylation. Gene Ontology annotation, molecular function: ATP binding; protein binding; protein kinase activity. NCBI's taxonomy places the organism in Eukaryota, Viridiplantae, Streptophyta, Magnoliopsida, Solanales, Solanaceae. The coding region runs from base 484 to 2655 and encodes 723 amino acids. The transcript is spliced from 15 exons. The record is from RefSeq and is a predicted model, not a curated record.